Messenger RNA from Archocentrus centrarchus (flier cichlid), 4574 nucleotides. Its product is annotated as kelch-like protein 7. NCBI's taxonomy places the organism in Eukaryota, Metazoa, Chordata, Actinopteri, Cichliformes, Cichlidae. The coding region runs from base 635 to 2470 and encodes 611 amino acids. The transcript has 12 exons. The record is from RefSeq and is a predicted model, not a curated record. Gene Ontology annotation, cellular component: Cul3-RING ubiquitin ligase complex. Gene Ontology annotation, molecular function: protein binding. Gene Ontology annotation, biological process: protein ubiquitination.
GUAGCCUUAUUGUAAGCUAUGCAGACGUCGUCUCACCUACUCUAGAGACACUGAGCCUGUAAAACAUUUUAUUCCUCCCGGUGAAAUUGGCUAUAUCCAAGGAAAAAUACUGGAGAGCGACCCAGGGGAGCUCUUGGAAGUUCUUGUAUGUCUCGACCAUACUUCCUGUUUAAGGAAACCAAAAGAACUCCAGAGAUUAUUUCAUAGCUCUGCUUUGUUUUAGCACAGAGUUGUAAUAUUUUUGACUAAUCUGAAGGGGGCAGCAGUACGCCAUCACUCUGUCAAGACCGCAGAGGAAGAAGAAGAAGAAGAAGCGUCUCACGACAACCUUAAACAACUGAGUUCUAGCUCCUUAAACGCACAAUUAAGCUAACGCAUUGAAUUGUUUAAACACGGGGCAGCAAGUGAAUUUUUCCAUACCAGCUUUACAUAGAAGCCGCCUUCGAGUUGUCGGCUUCUACAUACAUUCAUUCACAAGAAGCUGCUGGUUGUUUGCAGGCAAACUGUGGCUAAGCGACAACAAAGAGACUACAGCUGCACACUGAUACACUGUUGUGUUAGCAAAAAUCGUGUUUUUGUUUUUUUUUUUUUUUCCUUCUCCCUUAAGUGAACAGACAGUUUGAAUCAGACUGACAUGACGGGGAUGGCCUCUCCAGAGAAGGCGUCAAGCUCAAAAAAGAAGGGCGAGAGAAAGUGUGCCACCAAAGAGGAGUAUAGGCAGCUGUCCAGCAUCAUGGGAGUCAUGAACAAUCUGAGAAAGCAGGGUACACUUUGUGAUGUGACCCUUGUGGUUCAGGGAAAACACUUCUCUGCCCACCGAGUGGUGCUAGCUGCUGCUAGCCACUUCUUCAGCCUUAUGUUUACAACCAGAAUGAUGGAGUCAAUGUCCCACGAGGUGGAGCUUAGGUGUGCUGAGCCUGAGAUCAUUGAGCUGCUGAUUGAAUUUAUCUACACUGCAAGAAUCUCUGUCAACAGCAGUAAUGUCCAGUCAUUGCUGGAUGCAGCCAACCAGUAUCAGAUUGAACCUGUGAAGAGGAUGUGUGUGGAGUUCCUCAAAGGACAGAUUGAUGCAACAAACUGCCUAGGUAUUUCAGCCCUUGCUGACUGUAUGGAUUGUCCAGAUCUGAAGGUGGCUGCAGAUGACUUUUUCCAAAUUCACUUCACUGAAGUCUACAAAUUGGAUGAAUUCCUGCAACUGGAUGUUGCACGGCUUACACAUCUGCUGCACCAGGAUAAACUCACCGUCCGGGCUGAGGCCCAGAUUUAUGAUGCUGCAGUGCGCUGGCUGAAGUAUGAUGUAUGUAACAGAAAACAGUACAUGGUGGAGGUGUUGGGGUGCGUUCGCUUUCCUCUGGUUUCCAAAACAUUUCUCUCCAAGACCGUGCAGGCUGAGCCUCUCAUCCAGGACAAUCCACAGUGCCUCAAGAUGGUCAUCGGUGGGAUGCGUUACCACCUGCUGUCCCUGGAAGACCGUGAGGACCUGGGAGAGAGCAGUCGGCCACGACGCAAGAAGCACGACUACCGCAUCGCUCUGUUUGGAGGCUCACAGCCUCAGUCAUGCCGCUAUUUCAACCCGAAGGACACCAGCUGGACAGACAUCCGCUGCCCCUUUGAAAAACGCCGCGAUGCCACGGCCAUCUUCUGGGAUAAUGUGGUUUACAUCUUGGGUGGUUCGCAGCUCUUUCCCAUCAAGCGUAUGGAUUGCUACAAUGUCCUGAAGGAUAGCUGGUACUCCAAGCUGGGUCCGCCCACACCUCGCGACAGUCUGGCUGCCUGCGCUGCUCAGGGAAAGAUCUACACAUCUGGGGGAUCAGAAGUAGGCAACUCAGCCCUGGACCUUUUUGAAUGCUACGACACAAGGACAGAGUCAUGGCAGAUCAAAACCAGCAUGCUGAUGGCCCGCUGCAGCCAUGGGUCCGUAGAGGCCAACGGGCUCAUUUAUGUUUGUGGAGGAACGGUGGGGAACAAUGUCUCUGGCAGAGUCCUCAACAACUGUGAGGUCUACGACCCCAACACGCAACAAUGGAGGGAGUUAUGUGGGAUGAGAGAGGCCAGGAAGAACCACGGGCUGGUGGUGGUUAACAACAGAAUCUAUGCUGUUGGAGGGCAGGGGGCAAUAGGUGGACUGGACUCAGCUGAGUACUAUGAUAUUGCAACUAACGAGUGGCGUGCCGCCUCACCAAUGCCAUGGCGAGGUGUAACAGUGAAGUGUGCAGCAGUUGGUGACAUCAUCUAUGUGCUGGCAGGAUUCCAAGGAGUGGGGCGGCUUGGACACGUCCUGGAAUAUCAUACCGAAACUGACAGGUGGGUGACUUGCAACAAGGUGCGAGCGUUUCCCGUCACAAACUGCUUGAUCUGUGUGGUCGACACCUGCGGAGUCAACGAAGACGAAGAUAUGGACCUCAUAGACUCUCAGCCACAUGCCGCAGCCACUGCCUCUUCAUCUUCGUCAGCCUCAUCAUCCUCAUAGUGGUAGAAACAGAUUAUGUGUACUCAUAUAUUAAGUUGUGAUGUUUGCUGACAGUUCCGACAGCCAAUGAACUGAUUUAUGUGGGCUUAGACCUGUUUUUCAGAAAGGAGCUCAUAGUAAGUUUUAGACAGUAAAAUGGUUAUGUUCUUUAACAAGUGAAGCAGGCAGUUUUCUUUCUAACAUUUAGCCAGUCCAGAAUAUUAAGUCCUAAUUUUUAGGGCUGGACACUAGUUUCAUCUAUCCAUUCCCUGGAUAGGUAAUAGGAUAUUCAUCUGAAUGUCAAUUAAAGCACCUGCCAACAAAUCUUCAGGCAAUACUGCUACACACACAGCUGUCUUGCUCUCCUGCUUACUUCUCUCUAUCUACUGCUCAGUGAAUGGCGGCAGGCAGUGUGCAGCUGGACCCAUGAAUUUGCUGUUUUCAUGUUGGUAGUUUUGUUUGUAUUUUGUUAGCCACACAGAAUGUGUGUUUUCUAUGAGAGGAAGAAGGAAAGGUGUUCUGUUGCUUCUAACUUUCUUCUUUGAAUGAUUAAUUUACAUGAAAAUGUAGCUGAAAACAGCACACCUUUCUUUGGUUUAUCUAAGGGCCAGAAUUUGUUGGACAUAGACAGUUUUUGUAUCUGCGCUUCUCUACGCAACCACAGUAGAUUUUAAAUCAAACAAUCAAGAUGUGAUUGAAGUGGAGACUUUCAGCUUCAAUUCAAGGGGUUUAACUUAACUGUUUAGGAAUUAGUCAUUUUUUAUACAUAGACUCCAUUUUCAGAGGCUAAAAAAAAAAAUCUGUGUAUUUGCUUCUUUGACUGCAAACUCCUCCUUAUAACAUCUGAUUUAUAGCCACAAAACCUGAAUUAUACAUGGCUAGCAACCACCUAGCAAUGAGCUAAAAAAAAGCCCAGACAUUUUUAGCACAUAAACAUUUUCCAACAGUUUUUACUUUCUCAUUAAGUAUAUUAGUUUGCCAACAGCACAAUUAUGCCAAAUAAUACUGUAGGAUGGGCACGUAUUAGCAAUUUUAAAUAUUAAGAUUCUUUUUAAUACUUGGAUAAAAAUCCUUUGCACCCACUGACUCACUUUUGCAGCAUGCUUUGGGUUGUUAUCCAUUUGCACUAUGAAGUGCUGUCUGAUCAGUUUUGCAGCAUUAGGCUGAAUAUGAGCAGAGUACAGCCCUGCGCACUUGACAAUUCAUCCUGCUGCUUCUAUCAGCAGUCACAUCAUCAACCCAUGUCCUAACACUGCCUCCAUAAUGUUUGACAGAUAAUAUUUAAUGCUUCAGGUUAUGAGCUGUUUCUCUCCUUCUCCGUACUUUUCCCAUCAUUCUGUUAAAAAUUCAUCUUGGUUUCUUCUGUCAUUAAUCUGGCUUUCUUCUUGAGUGUUCUUGACUUGGUAAGAUGUUUUGAAGGGGUUUUUCCUAACCAUGGAAAUAAUUCUGUUAUGAUCCCCUUUUUUUUUUUUUUUUUUUUACCCCAUCUUCUGUGGUCUUUCAGGCCCUUUGGUAUUGCUUGGCUGACCAGUACAUUCUUCUCUUUUAGAAUGCACCAGAUUGCUGAUUUGGCCACUUCGAAAGUUUUUGUUGUCUCCCUGAUAGGUUUAUUUUGGCUUUUCAGCUUAAAGAUGGUCUCCUUCACUUGCAUUAUCUCUUUGGACCUCAUAUUUAAAAUUAAAACGAAAUGUUAAAAAAAAAUGCAAAUUCAACACUUUGAAUCAACUACAGAUACUGUGUCUGCUUCAUUUGUCAGGAAAUAGCAAUGGAACAGGCCUCACCUGGCAGUGUGACCCUUUGGUAGUCAAUUGUCCAAUUACUUUUAAUCCUCAGAAAAUGGGGGACUGCAUAAAAGUGUAAUACCCAAACAGUUAGUGCAAAGGUUUUGUUAAACCCUGUGAAUUAAAGCUGAAAGUCUGCACCUCAAUUAUAUCUUCAUUAUUUGAUUUAAAAUCCACUGUGGUGGUGUCCAGAGGCAAAGCUCCAAAAAAUUAUGGACCUAACUGCAAUUUUAGACACCUGUCUUUCCUGGAGCUAGUAUUGGAGGCAGUUUUUCCACAGAUUUAAAUCUUUCUAAAUUUACAUUGGAAAAAAAAAGUAUUCUGCUAAAUUUUCUUCUUUGUGU